UAUCUUUGGAACGUUUCCUACACAACAACAACACAAGCAACAAUCUCUCCAAAUUUCGCAGCGUGCAGCUUUGAGCAAGAGGAAACCUUUGUGUAAACUGGACCAUAUCGUAAAGAAGAAGAAGAAAUCACACUCAAAACAGGUGUAAUUGCACAUAUAAAGACGAGAGGACUUAAGCGCUACAUCGGAGUGACCACACAGCGGCUACCACAAACGUCGGAAGGGGGAGGAAAUCUUGACUGAGAGUGCACACACACACAACUAUAUCACUAGUUGUGUGAAGCGAAGCCACUGUCUUGGUCUGGUGUGGUCUUGCGUGGCCAGCGGCUGACUCUGGAAUGGAUAGUCAUGAAGAAGACGGUGAAAUAAGGGACGAAGGGCGCCAUCACCCCCAAAUUUCUAUUGAGGAUAAUGAAGUCGAAGAGGAUGAGUUCAGGUCCGGUAUGUCUUCUUAUGAUGGGGAUCAAGGUGACAGCCUUGACAUCAAGCCUCCCCAGGCUGUAGUACAGCGUCGGGAGAAGCGUGAAAAACGUGACAAGAGAGAUCGGCAUCGCCACAAGGCUGAGCGGCAUAAAGAGCGUCAUCGUAAUCGAGAGCACCGGGGCCAUGAAGAAAGGCGCCGUGACCACCGAAGACAUAGAGACCGAAGCGAGGGUGAGAGACGAGAGACUCGUGAAGUUCGUGAGGCCCGACGACAUGAAAAACGACAUGAGAGAGUGCCCAAACAUGAGAGGCCUGUUAUUGAUCUACGCAGUAAGAUUGAAAAGAGAAAGAUGGUCGACAGAGACAUGGAGAGACGACGAGAACGGGAGCGUGAAGAGUACUAUGUAGAUGAAAGGGACCAAUAUGAGCGCAUUGAGUAUCAUCGCGAACAUCAAGGCCGUGGUGGAAUGGGAGGAGGUGGCGGAAUGGGUGGCAAUGAAUAUGCUCCAUAUCCUCACCACAGACGAGAGGAGAGACCAUUGGUUCAGUUGUCACCGAGGGAGCGAGCUGAACGUGAUAGAAGGAUGGAGAGAUUCCUCGUCGCAGAUAAACAAAAGGAGUUAUCACAGCGAGAAGCUGAGACAAGAAGACAGAGACGGGAGGAAGAGAGACGUGAGGAGGAGAGACGAGACGAGCACCAAGUGGGGCGUCAUCGUGGGGACAUGUUACAACACAGACAUAGUAGGACUCACUCUCCCAAUGAAAUGCCAAUACAGAAGAAGCGGAAACAUCACCAUGAUCCUUAUCCCUCUACAGAACCCACUGAAGAAGUUACAAUUGUAAGCGAUGAGGAGGAAGAGGGUGAGUACGAAGAAAUUAUGGAGCCUGAAGUUCGCAAGGGUUCCAAAGAGCGAAGAUCAGACGAAGAGGGAAAAAAGAAAAAGAAAGAUGACAGCAGAGUGGUGACUCAGGUAGAGUCUGGUGCCAGCGGCUCCUCUGACAGUGAAUCUGACUCAGAGAGGGCACGCUCCCCCACGCCCCCUCAGAGGAGUCAGUACCAUAGUGACAGCACGAGCAGUGAGACAGAGGUGGAGGAGGAUGAAGAGGAGGAGGAGGAUGAGGAGGAAGAGGAGGAGGAGGAGAAGGAUGACGAUACUGUUAAGAAGGAGAAAGACUCUGGUGAUCUGUCUGUGUCGGGCAGUGGCUCUGGAUCGGCAAGAUCGGGUACUCUUUCACCUAACCAAGCUGGCCGCUAUGAAGACUCUCCCACCGUGGAGGACCGACGAUCAGACCGUGAAGAGGCUAAUUACAUACCGGAUUCAUCUCCUGAAUCUCCAUUAGAACUCAAGGAAGAUUUACCCUCAUACUAUCCUGCUAUCAUGGGCUGCCGUUCUGUUGAUGAGUUUGAGUGUCUGAAUAGGAUUGAGGAGGGAACUUAUGGGGUGGUGUACAGAGCCAGGGAAAAAGCAACAAAUCAAAUAGUUGCUCUCAAGAGACUUAAGAUGGAGAAGGAAAAGGAGGGUUUUCCUAUUACCUCACUGCGAGAGGUCAACACGCUGCUCAAGGGACAGCACGAUAACAUAGUGACUGUGAGAGAAAUUGUGGUGGGAAGCAACAUGGACAAAAUCUACAUUGUUAUGGACUAUGUAGAACACGACCUGAAGAGCCUCAUGGAGACGAUGCGACAGAAGAAGCAGAUGUUUACCAUCGGGGAGGUGAAGACUCUGAUGAGACAGCUACUGAGAGCUGUGCAUCAUCUACAUGACAACUGGAUUCUCCACAGAGAUCUCAAGACGUCCAAUUUGCUCCUCUCUCAUCGGGGCAUUUUGAAGGUUGGAGACUUUGGCUUGGCCCGAGAAUAUGGUUCACCGCUCAAGCAUUACACUCCUAUAGUGGUGACCCUCUGGUAUCGUGCUCCCGAACUCCUGCUUGGGGCGAAGCAGUACUCCACCCACAUUGAUGUCUGGUCUGUCGGCUGCAUCUUCGGCGAGCUGCUUGGCAUGGAGCCCAUGUUCCCUGGAAAGUCAGAAAUUGAUCAGCUUAAUAAGAUUUUCAAGGAUCUCGGAACACCAAGUGAAAAGAUCUGGCCUGGCUACAGCCAGUUGCCCCUUGUGAAAAAGACGCAGUUUGCAGAUUUUCCGUAUAACCAUCUGCGUGAUAGGUUCAAGACAAGGCUGUCUGACCAGGGAUUUAGCCUUCUUAACAGGUUCCUAACAUAUAACCCUCAGAAGCGCAUUACAUGUCACGAAGCAAUAAGUCAUGAAUAUUUUCACAAAGAGGCUCCAGCACCAGUGGAUCCUGCAAUGUUUCCAACGUGGCCAGCCAAGUCAGAAAAUCCUCAUGGCCGCUCCAAAAAAACUGGCCUCAGUCCCAAGCCCCCAUCUGGUGGCAAGAACUUCAAGGAAUUGGCUGAUGUGGAUGAUGAGCUGGCUGCUAGAGGAUUCUUUUUGGGUGGAGCAAGUGCGAGUGGACCUGGCUUUGUUCUUAAGAUGUAAAAGUGCAAGUGGGUCUGGCUCUGGUCAUAAGAUGUACGGGUGCCAGUGGACCUGGCUCUGUUCUCAAGAUGUGAAAGUGGGCCUGGCUCUGGUCUUAAGAUGUACGGAUGCCAGUAGACCUGGCUCUGUUCUCAAGAUGUAAGGGUGCCAGUGGAUCUGGCUUCAUUCUCACUAUGAGAGUGAGUGUGGACCUGACUUUAUAUUCAAGAUAAUUGCAAAUGGAUCUUGCUACUGUAUAUACAUGGAUGUGAAAGGUAAUUUUCUGACAAAAGCAAGUUUUGAUGAUAUGUGAUUAACCUGAAAUAAUGUUCAAAUCCCUGUUCAGUAAGCUUGGCCUUUUCUCCUGUUUUUUUAAAAGAUUUUGUAAAUUCCAGUGAAACCAUAGUUUUGUCUUAAAACCGAGGAGCCACUGUGCUGUUGUGUGCAUAUUCCUGUCUUUAUUUAACCCUUUUUAAAUUUUAUUUCGAGAGCAAGAUUGUUAAGCACUUAUGACAACAUUUUCAGAGGGUGCCAGUUUGGGUGAAUGUGAAGAUGUACAUUUAAGAUGGUUGUGCUGUCUGGCUGUAUAAUUAAACAUUUAUAAUAU
Molecule: messenger RNA, 3504 nt
Organism: Procambarus clarkii (red swamp crayfish)
Lineage: Eukaryota; Metazoa; Arthropoda; Malacostraca; Decapoda; Cambaridae
Product: cyclin-dependent kinase 11B
Biological process (GO): regulation of mitotic cell cycle; protein phosphorylation
Cellular component (GO): nucleus
Molecular function (GO): protein serine/threonine kinase activity; ATP binding
Source: RefSeq, a predicted model, not a curated record